Molecule: messenger RNA, 1680 nt
Organism: Penicillium alfredii
Lineage: Eukaryota; Fungi; Ascomycota; Eurotiomycetes; Eurotiales; Aspergillaceae
Product: ankyrin repeat domain-containing protein
Exons: 1
Coding region: 1-1680 (559 amino acids)
Molecular function (GO): protein binding
Source: RefSeq, a predicted model, not a curated record
AUGUUGCGUAAUCACCGAGCGGACGUCAACACGACCGAUCGCAAAUUUCGCACACCAAUUUUUCACGCCAUUCGCGCUGGAAACGAGACAAUUUGUCGCAUCCUUCUUUCCGACGAGAGGGCACUUAUUGAUUGGCAGGACAAACAGAAGCAGACUCCACUGGUAUACGCCGUGGAAAGGGGAUGUUUGUCCGUGGAAAGGGGAUGUUUGUCCAUGGCCUCGUUUUUAUUGAAUGAUUUCAAGCCAUCUGUGGAUAUCAAGGAUGAAAAGCGUCGGACUGCCAUCUGGUAUGCUAUCGCUCGAUGUGAUGAGAACUUGGUGGGACGUCUUCUGGAACGAAACAGCGAUAUAAGAACACCAGACUACAAACGAAUAUCCCCACUCGGCAUCGCUAUUAACAAGGAAAGCGUGACAAUCACCCGAAUGUUGCUCUUUCAUUCGAAGCUCGAUCCUGAAAAGCCCAUGAUAACGGAUCUAGAUACCAGAGAUCAUCCGCUCUGGUUGGCUGCAGGGGCUGGCCUCCCAGACAUCAUCCAGCUACUGGUUGCGUAUGGCGUAAAUCCCUCCUUCAGGGGUAGACACGGCCAAAGCCUGUUGCAUCGAGCCGCAAAAGGGGGUUACGAGGAGGCCGUCCGACAACUGCUUACCUAUGAAGAGAUCUCUGUCAACGCAACUGACAGAAAAGAUCGCACCGCCCUUCACAUUGCAGCAGAAGAUGGGCACUUGGAGGUAGCCAAGUCACUUCUGGCCAUGCAUGAUAUAAAUGUGAACGCAACGGACAGCUACGGUCGUACCGCCCUUCACAUCGCAGCAGAAUAUGGCCACAAUUCGUUCACAAAGAUGCUCUUGGCCUAUGAUACUGUGGAUAUCAAUGCCUCGGAUGGCGAUGGUGCAACAGCUCUCUGCUUAGCCGCACAUGAAAACCAUACAGCCAUAGCCCUACAGAUCCUCUGCGAAGAUCAUGUACAUGUCAACGCUAUUGGCAAAAUGGGCAGAACAACUCUUCAUAAUGCAGUGCGGAAUGGAAAUCAACCGAUCACAUGUGCCCUCCUCAAUCAUGCGGAAUUGGAUCCAAACGUUUGCGACGAUGAUGGAUGGGCAUCCCUCACCUAUGCCGCAUUUAAUGGCGAUUUAUGCAUGGUGGAAUUGUUCCUCGCAAGAGCAGAUAUACAAGUGAACGUGGCAAAAGCCCCUCCUCUAUUUCAUGCUGCGAAAAAGGGCCAUCUAGAAAUUGUACGCCGACUGCUUCGCUUUGAUACCAUCGACAUCAACCAAAGGUUCUGGAACAACUCGCCUAUAUGCAUUGCCUCCGAGAUGGGCCAUCUUGAAGUUACAAGGCUACUCCUUGCCCAGGGAGCGCGACUCGAUAUCAAUUCCAAAACUUACCUCGGAUACACUGCGCUUUCCUUGGCCGCCUUCCAUGGACACUUGGACAUUAUCGAUCUCUUGCUCGAAGACAGCCGACUGGAUGUUGCUGCUGCUGAUGAAUUUGGGGAGACAGCGUUAUGUCAAGCAGCUCGGAAUGGACAUGAACAGGUCGUCAAGCACCUCUACAGGGACCUUCGGGCAAAGGGUGGCAGUGAUGUGGGAAGGGCCAUUGAAGUAGCUUCCCACUGUAGAAUUGCGUAUUUCCUCCAGGGUCACUUGAGUGAAGAUGGUGAAUGGUGCACUUGGCCUUAA